CGCCAGCUGAUCUGGGUUGGUUGGCCGAUUUGCAUUACUGGGCUCGUGCUUGGAUCCUUUGCGUCCACAUUGGAAGUUCUUAUCCUCACACAGGGUGUGGCCUAUACAUAGCCUUGGUUUCCUUGUCUUCUACUAUCCCAUCCUCAGCAUGGUAAAUGAGUACUGGAUCGCACGUCGUGGCAUGGCCUACGGUAUUCUCUGUGGUGCCUCUGGCGUCUCAGGGUCCGUGAUGCCGUUUGCCCUGCAAACUCUGUUAGCAAAGUACGGUUACAGAACAACACUUCGUGCUGUGGCCGUGGCUCUCACCUUGCUCACCGGCCCGUUGAUUCCUCUCUUGAAGGGCCGUUUGCCGCCUUCAGGGCAAGCCAUGGGCGUUUUUCCGGAGCCCCCUCGUUGUCCUAUCGUUGGGUCAUCGUUUUCACUGGUAUUUGCAUGUCCGCGAGUGCUUGUACCAUUUGCUUGCAGUAUUCGAAAUACCUCUGUGUUAUGGUUGUUAGGUGACUUUGUGGAUACCUACAAGAGCGCUUACCCCAUAGACAUAAUAUGUAUAGCUUAAGCUUAAGCUAAUUCAACGUUUUAAAAACACAAACAUCGCUAAUG
Molecule: messenger RNA, 600 nt
Organism: Aspergillus versicolor CBS 583.65
Lineage: Eukaryota; Fungi; Ascomycota; Eurotiomycetes; Eurotiales; Aspergillaceae
Exons: 2
Coding region: 149-556 (135 amino acids)
Source: RefSeq, a predicted model, not a curated record